AUGUUUAAUAGUUUACGAACAAGCUUACGAGGGUAUCAAUUGAAUGAGUCUGACGAUGAAGUCUCCUCAUCCAGUUCUGAUAAUGAAGAGAUUAGUCAAGAAGAACUUCGACAUCCUCCGAUAUCAUCUGUAUGUGGAUACACAUGGCAUAUCGAUCAAAUACAACAAACGCUUUCAGAUUCGCUAUUUGCGAGUCUUCCAACUGAAAUUCUCAUACAAAUAUUUCAAUUACUCUCCAUUCAUGAUCUAAUGCACGUUUCACUCGUUUGCCGUUAUUUUAAAUUCCUCGUCGAUCAAGAUGAUAUAUGGCGAUCGAAAUGCAAUCCAUCAAAUCAAAUACAAUCGAAAUCUUAUAAACAAAUCUAUAUGGAUUGGACCUAUGGAAAAUACUUGCGCCAUCGUGAUCUGAAAAAAAUAAUCGAAAAAUAUAAAAAGGAAACUAGUCGUAUUUCCUGCUGUCUCAGUACACGACAUUCUUCGAAACGUGAAGAAACAAAAACUAUUGAACAUCCAGAUACAUCCGCAGAAGUGACUAUGCAAUUAUCUUCAGAUAUCGAGAGAACGAUUAUCGCGCUGAUUGCAUUAGUAGAAAAGACAUCUGAAUUUAUGUUUGCUUGUUGCCAGCCGACAGCUAUUGCACAGAUGAUUAAGAGAUACUAUCGAUUUAUGCAGCUCAAAGUUGCUCAUCCUCAAGAGUAUCUUGUCCCAACGUUGGACAUCGAAAUUGUUUGGCAAACUCAUCUGAUACGUCCAGAAAUGUAUCGAGGCGAUUGUCUACGACUGUUUCAUUGUAUUAUUGAUCAUUCUUUACUGUUAGACAAGAGCCAAGAAAAAGAAGAUGUCAAAACUCAAGCUUUUAUUAAAACAUGUCAGCUAUAUGAAGAACGAUUUGGAGAACAGUAUUGUCCUUUGAUAACCAACAACGGAGAAGACGAAGAAGAUGCAGGUUGGUCAAUAUAUCAUCAUUCAUUAUUAAAUUACAUAAAAUGUCCCAUACCGUCCUAUUCCUAUUGGGAUAAAACACAUUUUCAAUUUGCUUAUCAAUUAGUAGACAAUUACCAAAAUCCAUUUUCGUUCGUUGAAGAAGAUAUUAUUCUUGAUCGUUACUGGUUUCGAUUAUACAGUAAAGAUAUGUACGAAGUGGGUAUGCGGAUUAUCGAAUACAAUCCUGUAGCACAACCGAAUGCCCUUCAUUUGGCGAUAAAAAGACUAAUAAAAUCAUAUGAACGAUUCUUAUACAUCACUGCCAAAUAUUCAUCAAUGAAUGAAUAUCAGUCGAUUCAUCCAACAUGUGCUAUCGAUAUCGCCUGGCAUUCUCAUAUGCAAGAACCACUGAAAUAUGCAGAUGAUUGUAAUCGACUUGUUGGGUUUAUUAUGAAUCAUACACCCUGGUCAUCAACCAGAACAGCAAAUGAUAUUGCACAAUCACGCAGAGAAAUUAGUGAGAUUUGGAAUAUUGAGUUUGAACGAAGUAUGGAACGAGAUCAUUUGAAAUAA
Molecule: messenger RNA, 1497 nt
Organism: Adineta ricciae
Lineage: Eukaryota; Metazoa; Rotifera; Eurotatoria; Adinetida; Adinetidae
Source: the annotation of a GenBank genome assembly